AUGUCCACGGGUGGAGGAUACGGGUCCGACUGCGCCUCAAUAGCCAUCCAAUCGCCAUACAGCUUCAACAUCCCCCGCUUAACUCUAUGUGUCAGGUUGAAGGGUGUCAUCACCUUUGAAACGGAAAUGUACGCAGGCGGGAAUGCGUUCGUGUACGUCAUGUCAUGGCAUGGCUCAUUGGAGAUCCGGCUGUUGCAGGGGUUCGAUGCUGAUACCGGCUGUAACAACCAGUAG
Penicillium atrosanguineum is the source of this 234-nucleotide messenger RNA. RefSeq lists its product as uncharacterized. The coding region runs from base 1 to 234 and encodes 77 amino acids. The transcript has 2 exons. The record is from RefSeq and is a predicted model, not a curated record. NCBI's taxonomy places the organism in Eukaryota, Fungi, Ascomycota, Eurotiomycetes, Eurotiales, Aspergillaceae.